AUGCCGGAACGAUCCACCGGCGCCAUGAUGUUCAUCGGCGAGCGGUGCGCCCUCGACGAGUGCCACCGCGAAGACUUUCUCCCCUUCCGCUGCGCAGACUGCCGCCAGAGCUACUGCGGCGCCCACUUCCGCCCUGCCGCGCAUCGCUGCUCCGUCCACGACGACAGCACCGGCGACUACCGCGUCCCGCUCUGCCCGCUCUGCGACUCGCCGCCCCAGGGAUGGAAGAGGGACGAGGAUCCCAACAUCGCCAUGGACCGCCAUCUCUCGGCAGGACGUUGCCCCGCUCUCGAUUCCAACGGCUACAUCAAGGCAGACAGCAAGGGUCCAUCGGCGGCAUCAUCUUCGAGCGGCGCUCGGCAGAAGAAGCCAAACGAGUGCCGCUUCAAGAAGUGCUCCAAGAUCAUGGUGGUGCCGAUACAGUGCCCGCAAUGCCGCGCGUCCUUCUGUCCAUCGCAUCGGGCUCCAGCUCAGCACAGCUGCGGCUCUACACCCUCGCCGGCCUCAUCUUCGAGCCGGCUGGUGCCACCACCGCCAAAGAAGGCCGACGCUGCAGGCAGCUCGGCCCUCAAGAAGAUGACGGCGUCCGUCUCGAAGCCCAACUUCGGUGGCCUGACAAAGAGCGGGUCCAAGACCGACGCGCCGCCUGCCGCGGAUGGGCAGCCUAAACGCACGCCGAUGACGGCCAUCGCCAACAAGGCCACCACCAACAAGCUAUUUGACAAGACCGACAAACGCGCCAAGGCGGAACGAGUCUCGGCCAUCAAGGCGAUGCAGGCGCGGCAAAAGAAGGGCCUCCUCACGUCGUCCGAGGAGACCAAGCUCGCCGAAGAGAUGGCUUCGCUCGCCAAGAUCUCCAACACCGGCUCUGGCGGCAAAAAGGACUCGGACUGCGUCAUCUGCUGA
This is a messenger RNA of Pseudozyma flocculosa PF-1, 906 nucleotides long. RefSeq lists its product as uncharacterized. Lineage: Eukaryota; Fungi; Basidiomycota; Ustilaginomycetes; Ustilaginales; Ustilaginaceae. Gene Ontology annotation, cellular component: cytoplasm. The transcript has 3 exons. Gene Ontology annotation, molecular function: zinc ion binding. The coding region runs from base 1 to 906 and encodes 301 amino acids. The record is from RefSeq and is a predicted model, not a curated record.